Molecule: messenger RNA, 1443 nt
Organism: Drosophila elegans
Lineage: Eukaryota; Metazoa; Arthropoda; Insecta; Diptera; Drosophilidae
Exons: 3
Coding region: 120-1346 (408 amino acids)
Source: RefSeq, a predicted model, not a curated record
UAAGUUCUCUCAAUCUCUUGAAUCCAAAUUCUUUAACCCUGUUUAGUGAGACUGCGCAGAACGAAUUUAACCCCUAUUGCGUUCCGGUGGUCCGGCCAGACCUCUUGAAAAAUAUCAGAAUGUUGGGAUGUCGUGCUCCGAAUCCCAAGCCUGGCCUACUAUGUCUGCCAGACGAUAUACUGAUUCUAAUUUUGGGACAUCUUGACUUUCCAACCCAGCUGAAAAUGACGCACAUGCAUCUCCGAUUCCUGGAAGUAAUGCCCCAUGUCUGGCGGUCUCGGGACAAAUCUGCGAAUCUCUCCCUGAUCGAAUUGCAUUUAAGCGACAAGGAUCUCCGUUUCUUCCUGGGAAGCACCCAAAGAACACUCAAUGCUCUCCGGUUGAAGAUGGAGAAAAGGUCAAAUUUCGAUGUCCUUACGAAUUAUGUAUUUCCAAAACUCGACGAUUUCCGCUUCUCAACGCAUUCGUUUUCGUUGAAUGAUUCGGAUUUACCAAAAAUGAUUAGGAGUUUUCCCAACUUGAAAACUUUCAGUCCCCAUGGAAGGUUCACUGGUAAGCACUUGGUCGAGUUCCAGUUCCUGGAGAAUCUUACGUUGUCGUACUGCAGCAAAUUCGAAGUCAGCAACCUAAUUCACAUUCUAAAAACCAGAAACAUAAAAAGUCUGAAAUUGGGAGUUUUUGAUACAAGUCAGCUUGAAUCCAUCGAUUUGCCCUUGGAGGGGAUAAAAAACGUAGAGUUGCUGCAGUGUGACUGUGAGGAAAUGAGGGUAUGGUUCCUGAGGAAUCUGGAACACCUAACCCACUUGAAGCAGCUAUUUCUUUGUGGCCAAAUUUACGGCGCCUUUGUCUGGGAAGUGCUGAGGUGUGCAAAACGGAGUAAUAUCAGAAUUCUGGAUAUUAACUUCUAUGAGGAGCUUGAUCAGAUUCUCAACCUUAAUGUGCAAAUACAGACAAUGAAGGUAGGAAGGCUCAUCCGUGUAAAUAGAGAAAGCAGAAGCUUGUUAAACUUUGAAAAUAUCAAAGAAAUCUAUUUUAAAGAUUCUGUCUUUGAUGAACUCGGUUUUAAGCAAAUAAUAAAUAGUCUGAAGACUACUGAGAUCCUAGGCCUAAGUGACUGCAAGUUUGGUUUUAAGGAAUUCACAUUUUUAGCAACGGAGAUUGCCAAGGAACGUCACAAAACACUCAACAUAUAUUUGGGUGAAAACCUCGUCUGUCAUCCUGAUGAAUUUUUCCCGACAGCACCUAUAAUAUGGAAGGUAGAUGGCGAACAUAUGUAUUUCAAGCUUCGCACGGAGCAUCCAAAAAUAAGUUAUGGUUGUGAUCCAGUUUCAAUUUAUUUUGACUGACUUUAACUCUACUGAAAUUUAAAAUGGCAAAGCCAAUAUUCAAUUGUUAUCUAGUGUAUUAUCUGAAUUUGUGUCGAAUAAAUCUGUAUUUAACAAA